CCCGGACAAACACGCACGCACCUUCUGCUUGUAAACAGAAGCUCACACGUGACAUCGAGAGCCGAUGCGCGUCGCGCGACGGCAUUGUCUGAGAGCGGACAAAGAGCUGCACAUUCAGACAGCGCGAGCAUCGGGCAGGUGAGCGGCCAGGUGUCAUGGCAACGGGCAUUAGCUGCCGCAAUAUGAAGCCGACUUCUCUCCUUCGAUUAGACCGCGGUGUCCGAGUGCGUUUGGCUGCUUGAACUUCUUCAUGUCGGAAUCCCAAAUCCGACCAUUUGGAGGAGGGACAACGACGUUGGCUGCGCUUUCGGCCGCUCACACGCAACAGACAGCGGGUUAACAAAGCAAGAAAGCCUUUGUGUCAUCUCUUAAUCUAGCUCGUCGGUUUGUUCGCUGUAGCUCCGCCAAAUCUUACUUUAUGUUUUUUUUAAACGUGGGGUCUGCUGUCGGUGGCUACGAGUAGCAUUUAGCCUCGACAUCAGGGAAGAUUUUUUUUUUCCUCUGGCUAACGCAUAUCUAAGUGUCUUUUUUACUGGCUGGAUGAGAUGUCAUUCAUCAUGGAGGAUAACUUGGAGUCCGGAUGGGUGUCCGUCCGGCCCAAAGUCUUCGACGAAAAAGAGCGACAUAAAUUUGUUUUCAUUGUGGCCUGGAACGACGUCGAGGGAAAGUUCGCCAUAACCUGCCACAACAGAACCGUGCAGAGACGGAGCACUUUACUGGACGUCGACUGUGGCCCAAUCACUGGGCUUCCUCCCACUGGUGCCUGCGUGGCUGAAAAACACACAAAAAGUCCCGUCACGGCGAAGAAAGAUGGAGUCUGCCAAGUGGGUAAAGUUAGACCGCACUCUGUCCCCAAAGGGAAACCCGCAACAAAUGCUAACGCAGACAGGAAGACUUUAAAAGCCGGUAGUUCAAAGUCAUAUGAGUGUGUAAGUCACACUUUAGGGUCAUGGGACGUUGUGACACCCAAGAUAACGGAUAUGGAGAUCCUGGAGCCAGUGGAUGUCAUGCUGUCUCCGGAUGAUGCUGACCCAGGUGACAUCGAGGCCAGUAACCGCGAAGACUUCAGCUGGGCUGGACUGUUCUCCUUCCAUGAAUUGAGAGCAGCCCACCUCCAACUAUGCGCCGUCAACUCGGACCUAGAGCCUUGUUUGCCCUCUUUCCCGGAGGAGCAGUCCGGCGUGUGGACUGUCCUUUUCGGUCUGCCCGGGAUGUCACAGCGGGAGACGGACGCCCUGUGCUAUCAGUUGCAGGUGUACCUGGGUCAUGCCUUGGACACCUGCGGCUGGAAGAUCCUCUCACAGGUGCUUUUCUCAGAGAGCGACGACACUGAGGAGUACUACGAGAGUCUGAGUGAGCUGAGGCAGAAAGGCUAUGAAGAUGCUCUGGAGAGGGCCAAAAGACGCAUGCAAGAGGUGCUGGAUAAACACAAAGCGAUGGACAGCAUGGUGGAGCUGCUGCAGGUGUACCCGGAGGAGGACGAAGCGUAUGGAGAGCUGCUGGAAGCCACAACUCAGCUCUAUCACUACCUGCUUCAGCCCUUCAGGGACAUGAGGGAACUGGCAAUGUUGCGCCGACAGCAGAUUAAGAUUUCUCUGGAGACUGAGCGACUCGGCCCUCGUCGUGUGGAGAGCCUGAGAAAAGAGGACGAGGAGUGGCAGAAGAAGGCUCACGCCGCAGUGCUUUCCAUUCAAGACCUGACUGUCAAGUUCUUUGAAACCACAACUCGAUCUCAGAAAGCUCUAUACGAGAGGAUGCGAGCUGACCAGAGAAAGUUUGGAAAGUCAGCGUGGACAGCGGCGGUUGAACGCAUGGAGCGGCUGCAGUUUGCCGUUUCCAAAGAAACUCUGCAGCUCAUGAGGGCCAAAGAGAUCUGCCUGGAACAGAGGAAACAUGGUUUGAAGGAGGAGAUGCAGAGUCUACAGGGUGGGGAGGAUGCCAUGCUUCGCCUGGACCAGCUGGAGGCGCUGUACUAUGAGUUACAGCUGCAGCUGUAUGACAUUCAGGCCGAGGUGCUGCGCUGCGAGGAGCUGCUGCUGACUGCCCAGCUGCAGAGUCUGCGCAGGCAGAUGACAGAGCGACAGGAUGAGGUGGUGUACUACGAUACCUUUGAGAGUCCUGAUGCCAUGAAGGGUGUAGAAGACCCCACGACCCCACCGUCACCCCUCAGAGAAGAAGAACUCUGCGCCCUGCAGCAGAGGACCCGGCAGCUCGAGGCCCGCAGGGGCCGCAUUACUGCCAAGAAAGUCUACCUCAAAAAUAAGAAGGAAAUCUGUAUCAUCAAUCACAACCAGAAGAUACAACAGCGCCAAGGUAGCCAUGCUGACAGCAAAUCCCUGCAGGAGCUGCAGCAGGGAGAUGAAGAUGAUGAAGCUAAGCAAAACGCCAGAGUGAGUCAGGAGAGGCAGAGGACACUUGACAGGCUUCGCAGCCUCAAGCAGAGGUAUCCAGGCCAGGUGACUCUAAAGUCAAGCCGCCUGCGCCUGAGUCAGACUCACAGUCGGAGGCGUGCUGGGCUGCAGCCCAGCACCCAGGCUGCCGGCGUUCAGACCGACUGCAUCUCAGAUCUCCCAGAACUCUCUGCUCCUCUCCCGCUGGACGCGUACGGCUGUGACAGCGUCUCUUUACCUGCGGUCGACCUCCAAGGCCUCGAUCCCUCGCCUCCCUUCCUAUCGCUGCCCCCACUCUCAGCCACGCCGUCAAACUUUUCACUGGGUCCCCCUCCCCCACCUCCACCGCCUCCUCCUCCGCCUCCUCCACCACUUCCCACCUCAGAGGACGACCAGCAGAAGAACCUCACAGCCGUCACGCUUCAACACCAGAAAGGCGAGUCUGACUCCACCUCGCUCCCGCUGGCUCCAUUUUCCCCUCGAUUCUUUGACAGCAGCCAGCUGUUAACGGCGAGGAAAAAGCUGCGGAAGACGGCUUCUCUGGACUCGUCGCAGUGGAGGAGAGCGAGCUCUCCCAUGGAUGAGGUGCUGGCCUCACUCAAGCGGGGCAGUUUCCACCUGAGGAAGGCUGAGCUGCGGGUCUUGGGCCCGGAUCCGGAUGACGACAGCAACAAUAUCCUGGCUCAGAUCCGACAGGGCGUCCGGCUUAGGAAGGUACGGACCAGACCGGAGCAGCAGCGUCAUCCCAAAAGCUUCCCCCACUCGGCCGACGCUCUGACCCGCAGCAUUCACGAGGCUCUGAGGAGAAUCAAGGAGGCCUCUCCUGAGUCAGAGUCAGAGGAUGAAGGUCUUCCCUGCACUGACUGGGAAAACUAAUGCGGUUCAUCAAAGGAAUCUUUUAACCCCCCCCCCCCACCUUCUUGUUUUUUUAACACAAAGAGUUUAAACAAGGUGAAACCAAGUUAAGCAGGCAAGCCAGGGUUAAGUCACCUGGAGAUUUCUUGGUGCAAUUUGAACAAAAACCCUCGAUUUUUCUUUUUUUAAUAUAUAUUAGAGGAUUUUUUUCUUACUCAUGUACGCUGUUUGUAAAGAUGGACCACUAAUCUUUUUUUUUUUUUUAUGUCAUUGCUGUGGCUCUCUGGGCGAGGAUACAACCUCUGACCUCUCAUCACGUCCGAGUCGUACUGUAGCUUGCUGUGACGGGUUUGUUUGAGGACACGAAUUUUGCUCACAGUGAUGGUAAACCUUCAGUCUGAGCGUUUACAUUUUACUACACAACAAGCAUUUGUACUGUACAUCUUUUUAAAGGAAUAGUUGGACUGAGUACAUACGAGAGUGGUAUUAACAUUCAUAUUUACAAAAUCGCCAAACUUUGACUUUGAGAUGAUGUUUUGUGUAAUCACCCACGCAGUUUAUCGGAAUCAAUUUGAACGUCCAGCAUCUGUUUUAGGGCUUUAGAACUGUGAAAGCACCUGAUUGCAGUACAAAGUGCCCCCAAAUACUCUGAGGGCUGUUAGAAAAUAAUCCAGUCAUCUUGCAAAUGUGUAAAAUCUCUGUUUACCUGCACCUCACACAGGAUGAGACAGCUCGGCCGGUCAUCAAAGACAAACGCAAACUUGUAGAUUUGCUGCUUUUCAGCUCUAAAUAUGUGUGAGAAUAACAGACCUGGGGCCAGAUUUACUCGAUGUGAUGCUACUAAUGCAAGAAUGUGCUGAUAAUGCUCAUAAUGUGCAAAUCUAACCACCAGUUCAACCAUUGCAGUCUCCUGAGGGCAGUGUAAACAUGCAGAGCGGACGAGGAAGCAAGUAAUCCAGCAAGUGUAGGUUUUCACUCUAAAACAGCUGAAGGAGAAUCUAUAUGUUUUGAGACAAAGGCGAACUCUUCUGUUAGAACUCGAUGAAGUCUGCGUGGGAUCUUGGAGUUUGGGACAGCUGUUCUUGGGAUAAUGGUCUCAGGCAGGACCAGAGUAAGGCCAUCCCCAAACCAUCUGUCUUUCGAAUUUACUGUAACUGUAAAUGUGCUCAUGACUCUGUUUCACUCCUGCAUGCUGCGUGAGGCUGCUCAUAUUCAGGACAAAGACAAGACUCAAAUAGGUUCAAUAAAAUUACAAAUUCAACUCAAAAAUGCCUGAACUUAAAAAGCGUAUUAGGGUCACGGUGGUUCAUAUAUGUACACAAACAUGUGGUACAUUUUUUAGAAAAAAGUGUCAAAUGUACGAGGAAAAAAAUGUACAAAUUUACGAGAAUAAAACUCGGAAAAAGGAAUCUGUCGUUACACGUUUCCAGGUUAAGUUAGAAGAAAUUCAGAUAUGUGAACUCCUGGGACUAAUAAGCCAUACAAAUAUGUUCGGUAUGCCUUUCAAGCAUACCAAACCAACUCCAUUAAAAGUCAUCAUCUGACCUGUACAGACAGCACUGGGAUCAUAAAGUUCAACACUGAAAAAAGACGUUCAUAUCAGCAAUUGUUCUCAUAUUGUUCUCAUUUAUGUCACCAACAUGUAGAUUCUGGGUGGUCCAUUGCUGCAAAUUGUUAAAAAAUAAAAUAACAAUAAAACAAUAGAAGCACGUUUUUACAUAUGGUUUGAUUAACGGGAUAUGUAUGUAUUAUACGUUUCGGCAUUACACUUUGCAGACGGUCCCUGUGUUGUCAGUCCAGGUCAGAGCGUGACUUGCGUGUCUUUUUAUGAACAUGCUGGAAAAAAGGUGUUGUUGUUCUAAUGAGUUAUUGAUCCCAGAAGAUUAGCUGAACCUUGAAAAGUAAAGCGAUGCUUUUUGACUGAAACAAAAGCCACAAUUUUUCGAGUUUUUCUCUUAAAUGUGUCGCUUUUUUUCUUCUUUGCACUCUGAACUGAAAAAUCUGUCUAAUACAUAAACGAUAAAGCCAGCCACACAGAAAACCUGCCGGCGUCUUUUAGCUUGGUGCUGAUGUAGACCAGUAGCACAUCUGGCCCCUGGUGUUCCCAUCAUAGUCACACUGUAACACUGUAAUCAUCAGCACACAAAGAGCUGUGGUUUUACAUAACAAGCUUUAUCUGUUGUUGUGCAUCCUCCACUUCUUUUUUAAGGAUGCCGUUAACACCAGGUCAGUAUUUUGACAGAUCUAUACCUGUAUGACAUUUCUAUUUUAGCUCCAUUUGAAGUAUAAAUGAUUUCUUGAAUGUAGCUUUGGAUGUUUUCUGUGUUUGGCAGAGUUUACUGUCCACCUUACAGAUGGAAAUAUUGUUGGGACCAGAUUCCCUUUCAUUUGUUACUUUGAUCUUGAUUCAUCAUUGACAAAUAGCAGAACCAAAAAGCAAAAAAAAGUAGAUAUGACUCACUAUAAUGGAGCUCGGCUCUUUAGAUACAGAUCCACAGAUUGUUAUCGGUCUAGAAUUUCACAUUCUCUAAAAUAAGAGUUUGACUGACAUUUCUUUCCUGUUUAUUUCUGCUUUUGUGCUAGCAAACAAAUUCAUCUUAAUUUUAGAAUAUAACUGCCUUUUAAUCUCUUUAUUGUGUUAUUUUUUUAAAGAAUUCAACAGUGCAAAAUUGAUCUGGCAAAAAGAAAAUAUUGACUAAUAUUGGUAAAAUCGUUGUUUUGGUUUUUUUUGUUGUUGUUUUGGGGGGUGUAGCGUUGUCAAGAGGGGCCGAUAUCAGCUUGUAGUGUAAUGAUAUUUGGCCGAUAUGUUGAAAUUUGAGAAUUUUCUUUGUUUUUUUUGUUUUGUUUUUUUUGUUUUGCUUCUUUUUUCUGUUUCAUUUAGCAUGUGAUAGUUAGCUGCACAUUAGCUAACCGUAACCUAGAUAUUUGACACAUUUGAAGACAUUGCUUUUGGCUUUAGGAAACGGUGAUAGGUGUUCUUCCUUCUUGUCUUUAUUUUUUACUAUUAUCUCCACACAAUGAAAAUAACCAGCAUAUUAUUUUGUAAUAAUUCAGAUGCUUUACACGGUGUGGCAGGGAUUCAUAGAGGAGCUUUAGGAGUAUGUGUGACGUUUCUAUUUAUUGUGCUGCGCUCAUUUGUUGUUUUUACUGUCAGUUUCCUCACCAGAGAGAUGCUGUCUUUCCACUGCCUUCUUUUAUGAAAGAUGUUUUCCGAGCUUGCUUCCUUACCUUAUUUACUGGAGUUGUUGAUUGUGUUGAUGUGUGUGUGUGUGUGGAAGUGUAGGUGUGUGUGGGGGGGUGUUUUGGUUUGGUUUUUAAUAUCUGUUGAGAAAACUUGUUAACUGAAAAACUAAUCCCACAUUUUCCUGUUUGAUAAGCCAUGCACUGAGUGAGCAACAUGUCAUAUAUAUAAAUGUAUGUCUUCUUUUUUCUUCCCACAUAUGCUGACAUUGCACUGAUAACAUCAGUGCUGCUGUGUUUGAAUGAUUACCAGCUUAGCUUAGCAUAAAGACUGAAAACAGAGCUAGCUUCUCUGUUUAAAAGCGAUACUUAAUGAGUUUUAGACGCUUGUUUUGGUUUUUUUAUGAUGUACUUAUGUCAAAGCAGGACUGUUACUUGGCUGAUUUUAAACACAGACCAUCGAAUUCUGACAAACCUGAAUUUGGCCUUGUUUAAAGUAAUAAAUAACUACACAUAGCAAAUGUUAGGGAAGUGUGUUUAUGUUUCAUGUGUCUGAAUACUGGAUUUUUUAAAAUGAAAAAUCUUUUUUGUCUCUAAACUAGCAGAAGUGGAAACACAGACUCAACAGUAUCACUCCUAAAAUUCUUAAAAAUGUGGGGCUGUGUUCCAGUCUUCAUGCUAAGCUAAGCUAACUGUAGCAUUAUGUUUUCUGCAUACUGUAUAACAGGAAGGCAAUUAGUCGACUGUCAGAGUAAAAGACUGCUGCUAAGUGUUAAAGUCAUCAUGAAUAAUUUGCACGCAGUUCCUCUUCAUCCUGUUAGAUUUUUAAAUAUAUCUGUAUGAGUGUAAACCUUUGGCAGCAGAUGAUCUGACUUUCUCCUUUUUUCUUUUCUUUUUUUUUUAAAACUUUUACAGGGUUAUUUUAAGUUGUUGUUUUUUUUUAAACCAUUUUAACUCUGGUAGAUUUCAAAUUCCACCCAUAACUCUUUGCCAGUUUGACCUUUACGACCUUAUGCAUGUGAUUGGUUUGAUGACAAACCAGUUACAACGUAAGUGCAAUAACGAAGAUUGGGGGGGCUUUUAAGAAUGAUACUGUAAUGAAAUGUAAAUCAUGAAAAAUAUAUCCGCAUGCCUAAAUGUAUUGAAGUAUUUAUUGAAACUUCAUAUUUUAAAGAAUUUUUAAAGCGUACAAAUGUAAAUGUACUUUAAGGUUUUCUUUUUGUUUCCUAUCAUGACAUUCCUCUCUGCUUUCUAAAGGCCAUUUAUAUAUAUAUGUAUAUUUUUUCCUUUCAAAAUAAAAUGAUG
This is a messenger RNA of Neolamprologus brichardi, 7730 nucleotides long. It is a transcript of the gene jmy, whose product is annotated as junction mediating and regulatory protein, p53 cofactor. Gene Ontology annotation, cellular component: cytoplasm; nucleus. Gene Ontology annotation, biological process: 'de novo' actin filament nucleation; positive regulation of apoptotic process; intrinsic apoptotic signaling pathway by p53 class mediator. The record is from RefSeq and is a predicted model, not a curated record. Gene Ontology annotation, molecular function: transcription coactivator activity; actin binding; Arp2/3 complex binding. Lineage: Eukaryota; Metazoa; Chordata; Actinopteri; Cichliformes; Cichlidae.